Messenger RNA from Mesitornis unicolor (brown roatelo), 519 nucleotides. Its product is annotated as transmembrane emp24 domain-containing protein 4-like. Gene Ontology annotation, cellular component: endoplasmic reticulum-Golgi intermediate compartment; COPII-coated ER to Golgi transport vesicle; endoplasmic reticulum. Gene Ontology annotation, biological process: positive regulation of canonical NF-kappaB signal transduction; endoplasmic reticulum to Golgi vesicle-mediated transport; intracellular protein transport. Lineage: Eukaryota; Metazoa; Chordata; Aves; Mesitornithiformes; Mesitornithidae. Bases 1 to 489 code for a protein of 162 amino acids. The record is from RefSeq and is a predicted model, not a curated record. The transcript is spliced from 3 exons.
AUGGGGUGCCCCGCCAGGAGGAGGGGGUGCCCCGUGGGUGACGGUGGUGAUGUCCCCCCGGUGCAGGUGGUGCUGUCGCGGCAAUACGGCUCCGAAGGACGCUUCACCUUCACCUCCCACACGCCGGGCGAGCACCAGAUCUGCCUUCACUCCAACUCUACCCGCAUGGCGCUCUUCGCCGGCGGCAAACUGCGGGUGCACCUGGACAUCCAGGUGGGUGAACACACCAACAACUACCCCGAAAUCGCCGCCAAUGACAAGCUGACAGAGCUGCAGCUCCGUGCCCGCCAGCUCCUCGACCAAGUGGAGCAGAUCCAGAAGGAGCAGAACUACCAGCGGUACCGGGAGGAGCGUUUCCGCAUGACGAGCGAGAGCACCAACCAGCGGGUGCUGUGGUGGUCCAUUGCCCAAACCAUCAUCCUCAUCCUCACCGGCAUCUGGCAGAUGAGGCACCUCAAGAGCUUCUUCGAGGCCAAAAAGCUGGUGUAGCCCCCCCAUAUCCUCCCACACCCUGGGGGG